This is a messenger RNA of Pocillopora damicornis (cauliflower coral), 1160 nucleotides long. RefSeq names its product bridging integrator 3. The record is from RefSeq and is a predicted model, not a curated record. Gene Ontology annotation, molecular function: lipid binding; protein binding. Gene Ontology annotation, biological process: plasma membrane tubulation; actin cortical patch localization; endocytosis. Gene Ontology annotation, cellular component: cytoplasm; actin cytoskeleton. Lineage: Eukaryota; Metazoa; Cnidaria; Anthozoa; Scleractinia; Pocilloporidae.
AUCUUUACGAAGAGUUCCGAAAACAUCACGAACACGAAACACACCUGACGGACAUAGAGCGAAGGAGAGAUUGUGGGUUUCUCUUGUGAUUUGGUUAGUAUGAGCUGGAAUCCAUUCAAGAAGGCAAAGCCGUCAGUAAAACAAACAGGUGACAGAGAAUUUGAGAGGGAAGUGGCAAGAUUUAACCAAUUAGAGGGAGCAACAAAGAAAAUUUACAAGGACACAAGAAAAUAUGGCGAUGCUCUUUCAGCCCUGUCAAAAUCUGAGCUACGGAUUUACCAGGAUCUUGCAGCAAGUCCAGUUUCUCAGGAAGAACUGUUUGGGGAACCUGUUCAAGAGUGCACAGCCUGUGCAGAAAAGCUAGAUGAGCUAAGACAAGAACUGGCAGUUAGAAAUCAGAAGACUAUAACAGAUCCAAUGAAAAAGUUUAGCGGAGUGUUCCCAAGUGUGAAUGCAGCAAUAAAGAGACGGGAUCAAGCCCUUCAGGAUUAUCAGAAAUAUCAAGCUAAAGUGCUGAAGCUACAAGACAGAGAAAAAACUCCACAGACUCAAGCUAAACUGGAUGCGAAUAAUCAAGCAUUAGCAGCGGCCAAACUGGAUUAUGAAAGACAAAACGCCGUCAUGUUGGAGGAUCUACCACAACUGAUUGAUGGUAGGACAGAUUACUUUGAACCCUCAUUUGAAGCCAUGAUCCGAUCAGGGGCAAGUUAUUACAGUCAGGCUUCGCAAGUCCUUUGCGACCUCACAAACAAACUGGGCUGGAAGAACGAAGAACUCUCCGACGAGGAUCGUCAGCAGCAACUCCAGCAGAAACUAGCUGAGAUAAAAUCGCUGUCCAUAGUGGAAGAUGGUUGAAAAUUUAAAACGAAGUGAAGAAAGAAUAUGCAAACGAAUGUGCGGACUGGAGGACGUGCCGGGUCAAGGAUAAAGCUAUAUACCGAGGAAACGGAACUGGUUUGGUUCGUCAGCAAACCUUAUUGUCUUAUCCAGAUGUAAAGACAUCUCGCGCUAGACUGAUGAUAAUUACCGUCCCGUCACUGAAAACAGUUCUUUUUUUCUGGUUUACUCACAUCUGGACAACCAGACCACUUGAUAAAGAACACAUAUAGUGAAUAAAUGUAAAUAAUGACCUUAAGAGGAAGAAGAAGAAGAUUUUCCUC